This is a messenger RNA of Zingiber officinale, 2024 nucleotides long. RefSeq names its product splicing factor U2af large subunit B-like. Gene Ontology annotation, biological process: mRNA processing. The coding region runs from base 89 to 1792 and encodes 567 amino acids. Gene Ontology annotation, cellular component: commitment complex; U2-type prespliceosome; U2AF complex. The record is from RefSeq and is a predicted model, not a curated record. Lineage: Eukaryota; Viridiplantae; Streptophyta; Magnoliopsida; Zingiberales; Zingiberaceae. The transcript is spliced from 18 exons. Gene Ontology annotation, molecular function: pre-mRNA 3'-splice site binding; poly-pyrimidine tract binding.
UCUCCACCUUUUCUCCGCUCGGUUUCGUGCGUCGGGUUUCGCUGUGUUCCUGUCGAGGUUAGGGCUGUAUCCGUUCGAAAGGGAAGCGAUGUCGGUCUCCGGUCGCCGCCGCGACGGCAAAUCCGGAGGAGGCGGACGCGAUCGGAUCAACUUCGAGGAGAGAGAAUCCCAUCGCAAGCACAAUUUCUAUCAAGAUAAGGAAAGUAAUGGGGGGCGCGAUAAGAAAAGAGAACGGAACCAAGAUAAGGAAAGAGAUCAGAGUUUGAAAAUAGAGAGAGAGCAUGCUCAAGAGAAAGAAAGACAUUCUGACCGCCAUAGAGACUAUCGUAGACAUAGAAGUACGAACAAUGAAAGAGAAAAGAGCAACCUUGAUGAACGGGACUACUUCUAUGGCCGUGACAAUAAUCGCCAAAAAUAUGAUCAUGAAAAAGAUAGACAAUACAAAUAUAGGUCACGAUCGCGUUCGAAGGAUAGAUACGACAAACGAACCAAAUCACCAUCUCCACCUAAAAGUAAGCGCACAAGUGGUUUUGACAUGGCUCCUCCUAUUGCUUCUGGUCUGCCUGAACCUACUGCUACAGGGAAUAUAGGAUCACUGCCUGUUGUUCCUCAACUAAUGAGUGGAACUUUACCGACAAUGUUGCCUAUUACAGCAUCCCAGUUUGGGCCACUUGGACUAAUGCCAGCACAAGCAGUGGCCCAACAGGCAACAAGGCAUGCACGACGCAUAUAUGUUGGAGGUCUUCCCCCUAUGGCAAAUGAGCAGACAAUUGCUACAUUUUUUAGCCACAUAAUGUCUGCUAUAGGAGGAAAUUCUGCAGGGCCAGGUGAUGCUGUGGUCAAUGUGUACAUAAAUCAUGAAAAGAAAUUUGCUUUUGUUGAGAUGAGAUCAGUUGAAGAAGCAAGUAAUGCAAUGUCAUUGGAUGGCAUAAUAUUCGAGGGAGUUUCAGUGAAAGUUCGAAGGCCCACCGACUACAACGCUUCCUUAGCUGCAGCACUUGGACCCAGUCAACCCAGUCCUCAUUUAAACUUAGCUGCGGUUGGUCUUUCAUCUAGUAACACAAUUAUGGGAUCAGAGGGACCAGAUCGCAUCUUUGUCGGCGGACUUCCUUACUAUUUUGCAGAUGCACAAAUAAGGGAGCUACUGGAAUCAUUUGGGCCUCUGCGUGGCUUAGAUCUUGUAAAGGAUAGGGACACAGGAAACUCAAAAGGUUAUGGAUUUUGUGUAUACCAGGAUCCAUCAGUGACUGACAUUGCUUGUGCUGCUCUAAACGGGCUUAAAAUGGGGGAGAAGACAUUAACUGUACGACGUGCCACUGCUAGCAUGGGGCAAAUGAAGCCAGAGCAGGAAUUAAUUUUACAACAGGCACACGAACACAUAGCAAUGCAGAAACUUGCUUUUAAAAGUGGAGGGAUCUCACCUUUUCCUGAGGCUGGUUCAGUUGUGAAUGCUGCUGUGGAACUUCCAACCAAAGUUAUAUGUUUGACUGAGGUUGUUUCUGUUGAUGAGCUGAGAGAUGAUGCAGAAUACAAAGAAAUAGUAGAGGAUAUGAGAGAAGAAAGCGAGAAGUUUGGUUCACUGAUAAAUCUUGUCAUACCACGUCCUAGUCAAACCGGUGAAAUGAUUCCAGGAGUUGGAAAGGUCUUUUUGGAGUAUGCAAAUAUCGCAGACUCAGCUCGAGCAAAGGUUGCUCUCCAUGGCAGAAGAUUUGGGGAAAAUGUCGUCUGUGCUGCAUAUUACCCUGAAGAAAAAUUCUCUUCCGGGGACUAUGACACGAUAGUGGUGGUUUAACCGGGAUAUCCUCAUUGUUACCUUUUGGUUACCUGACUAACAAUGCCAUUGUAUGGGUUUUCACAUACAAUCAAAUCCAUUACCCACACUCAUCGAUUGAACAAUACUCUUCCUGGUUGGAGCUAAGAGUGCCUCAGUCCAUAGUUUGUGUAUGAGUAUGAUAUCCAUGCUGAUCUAUCUUAUUAAAAAUGGACCGUCCUAUAUCUAGCAGUGAUAUCAUUUUAGCAACUUA